This is a messenger RNA of Myxocyprinus asiaticus (Chinese sucker), 7185 nucleotides long. RefSeq names its product inactive tyrosine-protein kinase 7-like. Gene Ontology annotation, molecular function: protein kinase activity; axon guidance receptor activity; ATP binding. Bases 133 to 3327 code for a protein of 1064 amino acids. Gene Ontology annotation, biological process: homophilic cell-cell adhesion; synapse organization; protein phosphorylation. Lineage: Eukaryota; Metazoa; Chordata; Actinopteri; Cypriniformes; Catostomidae. Gene Ontology annotation, cellular component: neuronal cell body; plasma membrane; axon. The transcript is spliced from 21 exons. The record is from RefSeq and is a predicted model, not a curated record.
AGAGAGAGAGAGAGAGAGAGAGAGAGACUAAACUGAACUGAACUGACCGGCGCUUGCAGACGGACUAUAUGACGGAUCCGAGAGAAUACUGCGUCUGACCUGCGCAGUUUUACCUGCGUGUCCCCAGAAAACAUGGACGGAUCACCGGGGAUCGAAACCGAGAGGAGCAGAAGAAGUGUUAUUUCACCGAGACGGACAGACGUUCACUUGAUUACCAUCAUCAUAAUGAGCACGAAAGUGUUUUGCACACAGGCUUCAUCACUUCAGUUCUCCAAAGAGCCCAAAUCUCAGGAUGCGUUACACGGCCGCAGUGCGAUUCUGCGCUGUGAGGUCAGUGACCCGGCGGAUGUGCGGUACUCGUGGAUGCAGGACGGCUGGAGCGUGGAGGACUCGGACCGGCGCUUUCAGGAGGGCAGUAACCUGAAGUUCAUGGCAGUGGACCGUCACUUUGACACGGGCAACUUUCAGUGCGUGGCCUCCAACAGUGCCACCGGAGAGAUGGUGACCUCCGCCAACGCCUCCUUCAACAUUAAAUGGCUGGAGAGGGGGCCGGUCACCAUGAAUGAACCUGCCUCAGAGGCGGAGCUAGAGGAUGCUGAACGAAUCACACUGCAGUGUCACAUUGAUGGACAUCCACGGCCGAGCAGUAAAUGGUUUAAAGAUGGUGUUCAACUGGGAGGAAAGGAUCGAAUCCUGACACUGACUGACCUCAGACCAGAAGAGUCUGGGAUUUACUACUGCUGUGCUCGAAAUGCUGCCGGACAAGUGUGCAGUAAUCAAAACAUCACGCUCAAUAUCAUCGAUAAGACUCUUCCUCGUGUGGAGGUGUCUCCAGAAGAUCAGGUGGUGUUGAGGAACGAGGAGGCCGUGUUUCACUGUCAGUUCAGAGCCAAACCGCCGCCGGUGCUCGAGUGGUUUCACGGCACUGAACCCGUCGUCAACAAAUCACGGGUUAUAGUGUACAGUAAUGGCACCCUGCGCAUCACUCAGGUGAAGCAGCGCAGCACAGGUGUAUAUAAAUGUGUCGCUCAGUAUGGAGGAAACAAACAUGUGCAGGUGGAGGCCGAGCUCAGAAUCGCAGAGAUCGAUGACAUGGGCGAUCGCAUGUCUCGGGUUUUCUCCGCUAACAGUAGAGAGAGGGUGACCUGUGACCCGCCCCGGGGUCAGCCGCUGCCGGAGGUGUGGUGGGAGCGUGUGGGUCAUCGUGUGCCAUCCGAGGGUCGUGUGUAUCAGCGGGACAGAGAUCUGAUCUUCAACUCUACAGAUAGAUCAGACUCGGGCGUGUACACGUGUGUCGCGCGGAAUAAAGCGGGACAGAGAGAACAGGAACUCAUCGUGACUGUCGCCACAUCUCCAGAAUGGAUCACAGAACCGCAGAACACACACAUGGAGGAAGGUCAGCCUGGAUACCUGCACUGUCACGCUCAGAGUACACCUGACCCACGGGUCACAUGGUACCGCAAAAACAUCCCAAUCAGUGAUGAGGGUUCUCGUUAUAAGCUCUUCUCUAACGGGACUCUGCGGAUCAACAGUGCCGAAGUGAAUGACGCUCAGAUCUACAGCUGUGUGUGUGUGAGUGAAGGCGGCUCGCUCACCGGACACGCUCGCGUUUAUAUACUGGAGAAGUUGAAGUUCACCCCCGUCCCGCAGCCAUCGCAGUGUUUACAGCUGGACAGAGAGAGCAGCGUCAACUGCAUUGCACAGGGACGAGAGACACCCACAGUACAUUGGAGCAGAACAGAUGGCAGUGCUCUCUCGUCUCAUGUGAGUCAGAUGAACGGUGUUCUGCAGUUCAGGACAGUCAUUCGUGCCGAUGCAGGGAACUACACGUGUGUCGCGUUUAACAGCAUGCAGGGAGAGAUCAGAGCGCAUGUACAGCUCACUGUAGGAGUUCAUAUCGAGUUUAAGUUGGAGCCAGAGCAGACGACGGUCUAUCAGGGUCACACAGCGGUCUUUCACUGUCAGGCGUCAGGUGACCCAUCGCCCUUCAUCCAGUGGAUGAUCAAAGACAAACUGCUCAGCAGCAGCACCAGCAGGUUUCAGAAGAUGCCCAAUGGCUCUCUGGUCAUUAGUGAUGUCACCACUGAUGACACGGGCAUGUACACCUGUAUCGCAGGUAACAGCUGUAACAUCAGAGACUCUGCAGCACAACUGUAUGUCGUAGAGAAGCCCGUUCACCCGCGUGACGAAGAUGAGGAUAAGAGUCAGUUUAAGAUGUUCCAGACGAUCGCGCUGUCUGUGGCGGUCGCUGUCGCUUACAUCAUCGCUGUGCUGGGACUCAUGUUCUAUUGCAAACAGAGACGCAAAGCCAGACGCCUGCAGAAGAACAGCGGCGGAGAAGAACCCGAGACGGAGUGUCUUAAUGGUGGCACUGUUCAGCACAACGGUCAAACAACAGCAGAGAUUCAGGAGGAAGUGGCUUUAACUAACCUGACGUCCACGACAGCCAAUGAGAAACACCAGAACUCCACUGAUAAACUGAACUUUCCCAGAGUGCACCUGCAGACUAUCACUACACUGGGUAAAGGUGUGUUUGGCGAGGUGUUUCUGGCUAAAGCGCAGUCUAUAGAGGAGGGUGAGGAGGAGACGGUGGUGGUUGUGAAGAGUUUACAGAGUCCAGAUGAAAGCGUCCAAUCAGAGUUCAGACGAGAGCUGGAGAUGUUCAGUAAAGUCCAUCACCCUCAUAUCGUACGACUGCUGGGACUCUGCAGAGAGACGCAACCACAUUACAUGAUUCUGGAAUAUGUGGAUCUGGGGGAUCUCAAACAGUUUCUCAGGAUAUCAAAGAGUAACGAUGAGAAACUCAAAUCUUAUCCAAUCAGCACCAAAACUAAAGUGUCUAUAUGUGCACAGGUGGCUGAUGGGAUGCAGUAUUUAUCAAAGCAGCGUUUUGUCCAUAAGGAUCUAGCGGCGAGAAACUGUCUCAUCAGCAGUCAGAGACACGUGAAGGUGUCGUCUCUCAGUCUCAGUAAAGAUGUUUAUAACAGUGAGUACUAUCACCACAGACAGGUGUGGAUUCCUCUCCGGUGGCUGCCAGCUGAGUCUGUGUUUGAGGAUGAUUUCUCCAGUAAGUCUGAUGUAUGGGCGUUUGGUGUGCUGAUGUGGGAAGUGUUCAGUGUGGGUGAGCUGCCGUACACAACACUCAAUGAUGAAGACGUGCUGGAAGGUCUUCAGACUGGUAAACUGAGUUUAUCUCCUCCAGAGAACUGUCCUCCUCUUGUCUUCAGUCUGAUGAACCGCUGCUGGGCGUCCAGCCCGAAAGAACGGCCCACUUUCAGCGAGAUCGCCCAGACUCUGUCAGCGUUACCCACAAACACCAAAGUCUGAACCAUCCAACUGUCACUUCAACACAUUCAGCGCUCUGUUACAAUCACACACUUCAGACACGAGAAUCCGUGUCAAGACACUUUAACAAUGUACAUGCGAGUGUGUGUGUGAGAGUGUGAGUGUGUGUGAGUGUGUGUGAGUGUGUGUGAGUGUGUGUGAGUGUGUGUGAGUGUGUGUGAGUGUGUGCGAGUGUGUGCGAGUGCGUGCGUGUGAGUGCGUGAGUGAGUGUGUGAGUGCGAGUGUGUGAGUGUGAAAGUGAGAGUGUGUGAGUAUGAGUGUGUGAGUGUAUGUGUGUGUGUGAGAGUGUGAGAGUGUGAGAGUGUGUGAGUGUGUGUGUAUGUGUGAGUGUGUGUGAGUGUGAGAGUGUGUGUGUGAGAGUGUGAGAGUGUGUGAGUGUGAGAGUGUGAGAGUGUGUGAGUGUGUGUGUAUGUGUGUGUGUGUGUGAGUGUGAGUGUGUGUGAGAGUGUGAGAGUGUGAGUGUGUGAGUGUAUGUGUGUGUGUGUGAGAGUGUGUGAGUGUGAGAGUGUGAGUGUAUGUGUGUGUGUGUGAGAGUGUGAGAGUGUGUGAGUGUGAGAGUGUGAGUGUGUGAGUGUAUGUGUGUGUGUGUGAGAGUGUGUAAGUGUGUGAGUGUGAGUGUGUGUGAGAGUGUGUGAGUGUAUGUGUGAGUGUGUGUGAGUGUAUGUGUGAGUGUGCAUGUCUGUGUGAGUGUGUGUGAGUGUGCGAGUUCGUGAGUGCAUGUGAGUGCGUGAGUGUGUGAGUGCGCGCGCGUGCGCAUGUGAGUUCAUGUGAGUGCGUGCGUGAGAGUGCGUGUGAGUGCGUGUGUGUGUGUGUCUAAGUGUGUCUAAGUGUGUCUAAGUGUGUAUGAGUGUGUGUGAGUGCGUGUGAGUGCGUGUGUGUGUGUGUCUAAGUGUGUCUAAGUGUGUAUGAGUGUGUGUGAGUGUGUGUGAGUGCGCAUGCUCAGAUCCAGGGAGUUUCACUUGCCUUAAACACAGCGUGAUCAAAUAUGCUUCUGUCCCCAGAACAGUCCAUUUACGGUGUUGUUGUUGUUCGGCCUUGAGCUUUACUUCCUGUCAGUGGAACCUCAGGGAGCUCUGGGACCUUCUAAUCACAGGGGUGUGAACUUUGACCUCUGUCAGCGCAGGACAAUCGCAGCUCUUUCAGGGGUACAAACACAGAUGUGUGUCAGCACAAGCGGUACUUCAAAUGCUGGACUCUUGUGUCAAGGACUUGAAUUUGCAAUGUGUACAGUUGUGAAGUCAUAUAUGUGUGUGUGUGUGUGUGUGUGUGUGUUGAGUUAGUAGGUGUGUAAGUACACACUAAACACUAUUUUCACAGGAGGAUUUAGUUUCACUGGGUCUGAUCAGCAGGUGCAGCAUGACAAGCAGUUUGUCUGUACACAAUAAAAGCAAAACUGCUGCACGACGCAAAACAAUCAGAGCCAAUCAGAAUCGGAUGUUUAAUAAACAGCUAUUUGUAGCGGGAUUUUGAACCAAUGAGAUUUCAGUGUGGGUGGAGUUAUCCAACACGACAAAACCAGAAACUGUCCUGUCGCUCACCUCUUGUUGUGGCUGGUUAGAACAAAACUCAUGUUGGCGAUUACUUUAACCACUAUUUGUUUUGUCGUGUCACGUCAGGUUAAUUCACAGUUUAAGCUUUAGCUGCAAAAAAUGCUUCGUAAGUGGAUCUGUUGUUGCUUGUGCUUAGAAAACUGAAAGACAAACUAUGAAAUUAGUGACUGAAAUUUACAGCUAGAAUUCUUUUAAAGGAAUAUUCUGGGUUCAAUACAAGUUAAGAUCAUUCGACAGCAUUUGUGUCAUAAUGUUGAUUACCACAAAAAUUAAUUUGGACUCGUCCCUCCUUUUCUUUAAAUGUGUGUUCCAGUGAGACACUUACAAUGGAAGUCAAUGGGGUCAAUCUGUAAACAUUAAAAUACUCACUGUUUCAAAAGUAUAGACACAAGACAUAAACAAUAUGUGUGUUAACAUGAUUUUACUGUCAUAAAAUCACUUACUAACCACAUCUGUGGAAAGAUAUAGACAAUUUUACAACUUGUUGCCAUGACGACGUAACGCUAUACCGUUGGCUGUUGUAUUUAGAAUGCUGAGAAACAUGUCCUGUUCACACUGAUCCAACAAAAUUGCGUCUUUGCGUGUCAUUCGCCUUUGAAGAUGACUGACGAGGAAGAGUUUGUGGAUGAAGCCAAAUAUGUGUGAUUUAAUAUAUAAAUAUUUAUGCUCGAUUGAUGCAAUGUUUAGCAUGUAUUCAAUGCCACAUUAAUCUAUAAGUUAUUUAUUCUGAGAGAGGAUAGCAGUCCAGCAGCAAAAGUAUUUUACACAUGAAAUCAUGUCCAUAAAAUGUGGGGAAAGUUGAUAUUUUUGCAGAUGUGCACAUACAGUACACAGUUCAGUGUUUGCAUUUUUUGUGUGAUUUGACACCGUUUGAGAAAUAAAGAAUCUGGUGUUUCUCAUGCGAGAGAGAAGAGCGCUUCAGCAUAAAUCUAUCUCUGUGUCUUGAUAUAAUCUGUUUGUACAUAUUCCCUCAUGAGCAUCAACAACACAAACUGCUGACAUCAGCACUAACAUAUCAUUUUGUUUUCUUUAUUUGGAAAGGAACAGAAUGGUUUAAAAUGUUUGCUACAAAAAUGUGAUUAAUUGUGUUUGACUGUCCACACACCUUCAUUUACAAUGAAUCAGUAGGGACGGUCAACAGAUAAUUCGCGAUAAAGUCAGAGUUUAUUGGAAAAUUUUACGACACUGCUUAAACAUUCCAAGACCUGACAAAAAUCCGACAAAUCCCAACAAAUGUUUAUAAACUAUUGAUGUUUGUUGGGGCAGUGUGAAUUGGGCUUAAAAUGACUGUAAAAGACAAUUUAAACAUCUUCACAGCUCAAAUAAUACAUGAGUUUAAACAGAAUGAAUGUAAGUGUUUUUAUUAAAUUAUAAGCAUCACAUUUCUGACUUUAAACCCUCUAAAAAUUGAUCCAUUGACUUCCAUUGUAAGUGUCUCACUGUGACACACAUUUAAAGAAAAGGAGGGACGAGUCCAAAUUAAUUUUUGUGGUAAUCAACAUUAUGCCAGAAAUGCUGUCGAAUGAGCUGAACUUGUACUGAACCCGGAAUAUUCCUUUAACAUUUAUGUAAAAUGAUGUGUUUGUAAUUGUGAGAUAUAAGAGAGAAUGCGUCAGGACUGUUCUUAAUAUUUACUUUUAGGUGCUCAGAGGGGCUGACUGUGUAAUAAAUACAAAUUAAAUGCCACAGAUUGCAUUAAUUCCCUAAGCCAUGAUUAAUUACAUUUUUAUCCAUCCAUGUGUCUCCUUUUUUCUGAAAGACACUACCUACAAAGUUCUAUGUAGAAGCUUCAUAAAUGUUAAAUGUGUGAUGAUUUUAAUGUAGAAGGUUAUAUCUGGAACUGGUGUAUUUAUGAUGUUUUUUUAAUGCGCUCAGCGUUCAUUUUCUACAAACUCCUGCAGUCUCAAUCUCUCAUGCAGUCGAACUUCCUGUGGCAGUUUUGAGCGAAUGCUUUUCAACAGGUGUGUAGAAUCAAGAAACAGCUCAACUUUUACAUCUACAACUAAAAGUGCCUAGAAAAUGAAGGAAUUGCUUUCUCUUUUUUUACAGUAUAUUUUUAAUGCAGUUGCCUCUUGUUUUAAGAACUGCUUUUAUAAAAUCUUUUCAUAUGUUUUUUGUAUUAUUAUUAUUAUUAUUUGUUUUAUCUCUUUGUGAGUUACAAUAACACCAUCCGUUCAUGUUUGUGUUUUAUAAGCUUGGCACUCACACUUAGAUGCUUUUAUAUUGUGCUUUAGUAAAGGUCACAGUAAUCCACAUGUAUGCUGCUCUCAUUAAACAUUCACAUUUAUAA